AUGGCGGCUGCCAACGCCGUCCUCGUGUUCGGUAGCAUCCGGCAAUCCGGGGGGAGCGACACGGGAGCCUUCAAGGUGUCUACCGAGCUGUUCGGAUGGAAGAACAAGCGCACCGGCGAAGUCGUCCAGCACCGACAAAACGAUGUGCAAAACAUCACCCUCAUCAAUACCGGAGGAGGCACGUACCAGGUGCGCUUCGAGAUGAACGCCGCCAAGGAUAACGCCGUCCUGAGGUUCUGCGGGUUCUCAGAAAAGGGCAUUGCAGAACUGAGGCAGCACCUCGAGACCCACUUCAAGGUCCCGAUAACCAUGGACGAAGUAGCGCACACUGGCUGGCACUGGGGGACGUACGAGUUUGACAGCAACACCUUCAAACUCAAAAUCGACGAGAAGACCGCCAUCGACAUUGACGCUAAAAGCGUCAGCCAGGUCACAGUCCCGGCCAAAACGGACCUCGCUGUCGAGAUCAAGCCGGAAAAGGCAAGCACCACAGGAGAUGAGCUAGUGGAGAUCAGGUUCUUCAUGCCCAACAAACCGGAUUCUGAGGACAACGAGCUGCAGUUGGAGGACCUCAAGCAGACCUUCCUGCUCAAGGCCGGACUCGACGAACUCAAGACGGAAACCGUCGCGCUGCUCACAGAUGUGCCGCUCAUCGUCCCGAGGGGAAGGUUCGAAAUCGAGUUCACGAGGAGGCACAUCAAGUUGCACGGAAAGAGUUACGACUACAACAUGUUCUUCACGAAUAUAUCACGCAUGUUCCUCGUCCCCAAACCCAACAGCCCUCACGUCAACUUCAUUGUGGGUCUGCACCAGGCGAUGCGCCACGGGCAGACCAGGUACCCCUAUGUUGUUAUGCAAUUUGACGCCGAGGAGGACAUCGAGCUGGAGAUUAACAUGCCGCCAGCUGACUUGCAGACCAUGAAACUGGAAAAGCUAAUGACCGGCAAAACGUUCAAUGUGGUGACAAAACUCUUCGGGACGCUGGUUAGCAAGCCUAUCGUCGUGCCUGGAGAGUUCAAGUCGGACAAGGGAGAAUCUGGAUUCUCAUGCACGUACAAGGCAACGAGCGGUCACCUGUUCCCACUCAACAGAUCGCUGCUGUUUAUUGUUAAACCGGUCAUUUUCAUCAGAUUCGAUGACAUAAUUUCUGUCGAGUUCAGCAGGACCGGCAUGUCUACGCAAAACAGAUUCUUCGCAUUCAGUAUCGCCACCAAACUAGGGCAAGAAUUCGAGUUCACGAACAUCGAUCGUGCGGAAUUCGAGCCGCUAUCGAAGUAUCUGGCGUCGAGAGACGUGAAAAUCAAGAGGCUCGAGGAGGCCGAAAAGGCCGCUAACUACCGAGCUGCGCAACUCGCAGGCGCAGAAGAUGAUGAGGACGAUGAGGAAGAUGAAGAUUUCGAAGAUGAGGAAGAGUCAGAUGACGACGGUUCCGACGAGCUCGAGGAGGAGGAAGAAGAGGAAUAG
Messenger RNA from Babesia bigemina, 1464 nucleotides. RefSeq names its product structure specific recognition protein, putative. Gene Ontology annotation, molecular function: DNA binding; nucleosome binding; histone binding. The record is from RefSeq and is a predicted model, not a curated record. The transcript is spliced from 8 exons. NCBI's taxonomy places the organism in Eukaryota, Apicomplexa, Aconoidasida, Piroplasmida, Babesiidae. Gene Ontology annotation, cellular component: FACT complex; nucleus. Bases 1 to 1464 code for a protein of 487 amino acids.